This is a messenger RNA of Arabidopsis lyrata subsp. lyrata, 1639 nucleotides long. RefSeq names its product protein tesmin/TSO1-like CXC 7. Gene Ontology annotation, biological process: regulation of DNA-templated transcription. The record is from RefSeq and is a predicted model, not a curated record. The transcript is spliced from 8 exons. The coding region runs from base 56 to 1474 and encodes 472 amino acids. Gene Ontology annotation, cellular component: nucleus. NCBI's taxonomy places the organism in Eukaryota, Viridiplantae, Streptophyta, Magnoliopsida, Brassicales, Brassicaceae.
CUCAAAGAGAGAGCUAUUCAAAAAAAAUCUCUGCUCCGUCUCCAAAUUAUUUGCCAUGGAAGAUUUGAGUUCCAAUCAGAAUCUUCCGCCGCGUCAAUCAGAUUUCUCCAUCCCUGCGGCGAAGAUGGAUUCGUUUCAGAAAUCGCUAGAACCGCCGCCGAGUUCUCCGGCGAAAUCUUCUCAAGAAUCAGCCACGGAAGUCACACCGCCGCAGAAACCACCGCUUCACCGAUUUGGUCACAACCAAGUUCAACAGAAUCAAUCAGAGAAGUGUCGAGUGAGAAAUCAAGAUCCAUUGGACUCAGUAAGAAAUAUUGAAGUUGAAUCGAAAGAGAAUACUCCAAAUAAACAACAGAGACAUUGCAAUUGUAAAAACUCAAAGUGUUUGAAACUGUAUUGUGAAUGCUUUGCGUCUGGAUCUUAUUGUAAUGGUUGUAACUGUUUGAAUUGUCACAACAAAUUGGAGAAUGAGUCUUCGAGGCAAGUAGCUAUCACGGCGAUCUUAGAGCGUAAUCCGGAUGCGUUUAAGCCUAAGAUUGCUGGUAGUCCUCAUGGAGUGAAAGAUUUGCAGGAGAAUGUGCGGCAGAUUCUGCUUGUUGGAAAGCAUAGCAAAGGAUGUCACUGUAAGAAAUCAGGAUGCCUCAAGAAGUACUGUGAGUGUUACCAGGCGAAUAUUCUAUGUUCGGAUAAUUGUAAAUGUCAAGAUUGCAAGAACUUUGAAGGAAGCGAAGAAAGAAAUUCUCUUCUUCAUAGAUCUCACGUCUCUGAAACUUACAUACAACAGUUGACCAAUGCUGCUGUUAACCGCGCCAUCGACAUGUCUGCUUAUCUGAACCCUCCUGAAUCAAGAAAGAGAAAGAGCAAUGACACUUCACAUUCUGUUGAAGCUAGAGGUUCAUCUGCAGUUUCGUCACACGUUGUCCAAAAUCAGAGGGUAAACAGUGUUACAAGAAAUGGAGACACUUCUCUAUUUUCACUCCCUAACAAAAAGGCGGUAUCCGGGUCUACAACAAGUGCUUACAGGUCUUCUCUGUCAAAUAUUAUCCAACCACAUCAUGUCAGAGAGUUAUGUUCGCUUUUGGUCUCAAAAUCGGUGAAUGUAGCAAAGAAAUUGUCAGACAAAGGGAGGAAGAACGACAAAGACCCUUCAUUUGAUCGAACCCGAAUAAAUGCUAAUGAGAUCAAUGACUCUCCAGAUUGUGUCCUUGAUGCUAAUAGAAUAGACGAGAAGCCUUUAUCUCCAGCAACACGUGCAUUGAUGUGUGACGAAGAAAAUGAUAUCGGGUCAGAGAAAGAGACGUCGGCCCGAGUGAAAAGAAGGCAAGAGAAAGAAGGCACAGACACAAGCUCGGUUAUUUACUUAGAACAAGAAAGACAGAUCUUGUCAAGCUUCAGGGACUAUCUCAUUCAUCUCUCAAACCGUGCGAGCGUAAAUGCAGGAACAAAUAUCAAAACCAACACAAAUCCAAGCUGAAAGAAACCAGAAGAUGAAGAACAAAGCCAUCGAGAUUCGAGACUCAAGUUUUUGGGGCAUUACUUAGGGAACUUUUCUGACAACAACUUUAGGAUCUAACUCAUUUUAACGUACGAUCCAUGUCACAUUUUUUAUUUAAAGGGAAAAAAAGUUAUAGGAAGAUUA